CGAGCCUUUUCGGCCCAUCGUCAUCGCCUGUCCCAGUUCCCCUGUUCACUUUUGCUCCUCCCCUCCCUCUCGCCUUCCUUCCGCCACACCCGCCAAAACCCUACCUCCGGAGGCGAGAUGAAGGGCGGCGACAUCGAGGCGGGGACCUCCGGUCGCACUGCCGCGGCGCCGGCGGGGGCGCUGUACCCCGGGAUGGCGGAGAGCCCGGAGCUGCGCUGGGCGCUCAUCCGGAAGAUCUACGUCAUCAUCUCCCUGCAGCUGCUCCUCACCGCCGUCGUCGCGGCCGUCGUCGUCAAGGUCCACGCGAUCCCCCACUUCUUCGCCUCCUCCUACGCCGGCCUCGGGCUCUACAUCUUCCUCCUCAUCCUCCCCUUCAUCGUGCUGUGCCCGUUGUACAUCUACCGCCAGAAGCACCCAGUCAACCUGCUGCUGCUCGGCGUCUUCACAGUGGCCAUCAGCUUCGCUGUCGGCAUGACAUGUGCCUUCACUAGCGGCAAGGUCAUUUUGGAGGCAGCAAUUCUUACAACGGUGGUUGUCUUCAGCCUGACUGCUUACACUUUCUGGGCUGUAAAGAGGGGCAAGGACUUCAGCUUCCUUGGUCCUUUCUUAUUUGCUUCUCUCAUCAUGUUGCUCGUCUUUGGGUUCAUUCAGAUCCUCUUCCCGCUGGGCAAGCUUUCUCACAUGAUCUAUGGCGCGCUCGCGGCACUCAUCUUCAGUGGCUACAUUGUCUAUGACACGGACAACAUCAUCAAGCGUUACACCUAUGACGAGUAUGUCUGGGCCGCCGUCUCGCUCUACCUUGACAUCAUCAAUCUGUUCAUGGCCCUGCUCACCCUGUUUAGUGCGGGUGACAGCUAAGUGCAUCGCCUUUUCACCUGCUCACGAGUCCUUGACUUGAAGAACUGUAUAGGCGCUUAUUAGUUUAGUUGAGUUGAUCCCUAGAGAGGAAACAUAUAAGAAAACUGACGUGCGUCGGUUCUAUGGAUGGUAGUGUAGAUGUGAUGUUGGAUUUAGGGGGUCUUUGAUAUGCUGGAUUGGUGGUGUGCUGCUGCGUUUCUGAUAUCUUUUGUAUGGCCACGCGACUUCUGCACGAGGACAAUAUUGCUUCCCAGCACCUA
Molecule: messenger RNA, 1118 nt
Organism: Triticum urartu
Lineage: Eukaryota; Viridiplantae; Streptophyta; Magnoliopsida; Poales; Poaceae
Product: protein LIFEGUARD 2-like
Cellular component (GO): membrane
Source: RefSeq, a predicted model, not a curated record